Molecule: messenger RNA, 1011 nt
Organism: Dipodomys ordii (Ord's kangaroo rat)
Lineage: Eukaryota; Metazoa; Chordata; Mammalia; Rodentia; Heteromyidae
Gene: Ing4
Product: inhibitor of growth family, member 4
Exons: 8
Coding region: 44-784 (246 amino acids)
Biological process (GO): positive regulation of apoptotic process; regulation of DNA-templated transcription
Cellular component (GO): nucleus
Source: RefSeq, a predicted model, not a curated record
UCACUUCCGAGGCGAACCGGAAGUUGCUUUGUUUUGCUUCAAGAUGGCUGCUGGGAUGUAUUUGGAACAUUAUCUGGACAGCAUUGAAAACCUCCCCUUUGAGUUACAGAGGAACUUUCAGCUCAUGAGGGAUCUCGAUCAAAGAACGGAGGAUCUGAAGGCCGAGAUCGACAAGCUGGCCACCGAGUACGUGAGCAGCGCGCGCAGCCUCAGCUCCGAGGAGAAGUUGGUUCUGCUUCGGCAGAUCCAGGAAGCCUACGGCAAGUGCAAAGAGUUUGGUGAUGACAAGGUGCAACUCGCCAUGCAGACCUAUGAGAUGGUGGACAAACACAUCCGACGGCUGGACACGGACCUGGCCCGCUUCGAGGCAGAUCUGAAAGAGAAGCAGAUGGAAUCCAGUGACUACGACAGUUCUUCCAGCAAAGAAGGCAGGAGCCAAAAGGAGAAGAAGGCCGCGCGGGCUCGCUGUAAGGGCAAGAACUCGGAUGAGGAUGUCCCCAAAGCCACCCAGAAAAAGCUAAAACUCGUGCGCUCAAGUCCUGAAUAUGGGAAGCCCUCAGUGACCUUUGGCAGUGUCCACCCCUCUGAUGUGUUGGAUAUGCCCGUGGACCCCAACGAGCCCACAUAUUGCCUUUGUCACCAGGUCUCCUAUGGAGAGAUGAUCGGCUGUGACAACCCGGACUGUUCCAUUGAGUGGUUCCAUUUUGCCUGUGUGGGACUUACCACCAAACCUCGCGGGAAAUGGUUUUGCCCACGCUGCUCCCAAGAACGGAAGAAGAAAUAGAUGAAGACCAAGACCCAUUUCCACAGCCCCCCGAUCUGGACUUGGGAAGCGAGGAUCGCCUGAGCUAGCGGCCCCGGGGGAGGGGGUGCCCAGGGAAACGUGAAUGGGGGGGCUGCCGUUCCCCCCCUUCUCCUCCCCUCUCCCCCUCCCCCUUCCUGGUGCUGAGGCGGCGCCAGCCCUGGGAGAGCCGCAGCCGACGGCGGGGCCGCGCUCAAACCAUCCUUGCC